AUGACCGCGACAUUGUGGAACAUUGGAAAAGGUACAUCGAGGAACUGUACUCGGGAUAAGGAUUGGAUGAAACAUGAAGAUCUAGUGCAAGAAGACAAAAAUGGCCCAGCUAUAUUAAAGGAAGAGUUCAUGAAGGCUUUAAAAGGUAUUCAAAACGGCAAAGCAGCAGGAGAUGAUAAAAUUCACAUUGAAAUGAUUAAAUAUUCUGAUUGCGACCUCUUAAUAGACGAAACAUUUAAUUUAAUUCAAGAAAUGUACAUGACAGGACAAAUACCAAAUGAUUUUCAGAUUACUAAAACUGUUACUCUACCUAAAAAACUAAACACACUCAAAUAUGAGGAACAUACAACCCUUGGUAUAAUUUCGCAUUCCAGCAAAAUUCUCUUAAAAAUAAUUCAGAUUCGAAUAACAUCAAUAGCCGAACAAUACCUCGGGUCAGACCAAUACGGUUUCAGACAAAAUAGAGGCACACAGGCUGAUGCCUAA
Molecule: messenger RNA, 486 nt
Organism: Hyposmocoma kahamanoa
Lineage: Eukaryota; Metazoa; Arthropoda; Insecta; Lepidoptera; Cosmopterigidae
Exons: 1
Coding region: 1-486 (161 amino acids)
Source: RefSeq, a predicted model, not a curated record